AUGCUAGUGAUUCUUCUUUGCCUGUCGUUUUCCAAUGUAGUACAUUCGUCUUACCACAUCAGAGAUAACUCACUCGUUCCUCCAUAUUCAAGCCCUCACUGGGUACCUUAUGGAUCAACGAUUAUUGAACCUCAGUUCGUACGCCUAACUUCCGAUGUAAAAAGUAAUCAAGGAGGUAUUUUCAAUAUAAAACCUUUAUUUGCUCGUGAUUGGGAGGUGGUUAUUUUGUUCCAUGUUCAUAGUCCCAAAACUCUGGUCGGUGAUGGAUUUGCUUUCUGGUAUACUCAACAUCCUCCUUCAAGUGGGCCAGCAUUCGGCAGUCGAGAUAAGUUCCGUGGGUUGGCCGUUUUCUUUGAUACUUACGCUAAUCAAAAUGGUGAGCAUAGUCAUGAGCAUCCUUAUGUCAGUGCAAUGAUUAACGAUGGAUCUAAACACUAUGACCAUGAUAAGGAUGGAACUUUAACUGAAUUAGCUGGUUGUUCAUCUAAUUUUCGUAAUAAUGACUACUCAAUGGCCACAAUUCGUUACGCUAAUAACCAGUUGAAGGUUUCUUUGAAAUAUCAAGGUGCUACAGAUCCUGUAGACUGUUUCACAGUUGACGGAGUACGUUUACCUACUGGCUAUUUUAUUGGAAUCUCAGCCGCUACUGGUGACCUUUCAGAUAAUCACGACAUAUACUCUAUUCAUACUUAUGAACUGGAUGUUGGUCGAAAAGACGAUCCGUUCGCUGACUUUUCUAAAAUUGAACCAUCAGCUGAUCAGGAGGCUGCACCAAGAGCUCGAGUCGAUGAUACUCCACCAUCGAGAUUCAGCCGCGUACUUACAUUAUUUUCUUGGUUAUUCGUAUUUGGAUUUAUUAGUGGUGGUGGAUAUAUGGGCUAUAAAUAUUAUAAGAAGCGUCAAAGGCAAAUGAAGCGAUUCUAUUAG
This is a messenger RNA of Schistosoma curassoni, 927 nucleotides long. The record is from the annotation of a GenBank genome assembly. NCBI's taxonomy places the organism in Eukaryota, Metazoa, Platyhelminthes, Trematoda, Strigeidida, Schistosomatidae.